Molecule: messenger RNA, 3900 nt
Organism: Mugil cephalus (flathead mullet)
Lineage: Eukaryota; Metazoa; Chordata; Actinopteri; Mugiliformes; Mugilidae
Gene: tlk2
Product: tousled-like kinase 2
Exons: 21
Coding region: 680-2779 (699 amino acids)
Biological process (GO): intracellular signal transduction; chromosome segregation; peptidyl-serine phosphorylation
Cellular component (GO): nucleus
Molecular function (GO): ATP binding; protein serine/threonine kinase activity
Source: RefSeq, a predicted model, not a curated record
GGUCCAGACCAGAGAUUUUGGGGCAGGCGUGGACUCAACGAAGGUGAAAAUGCUUGCACAAUCUCACGAGAGAAUGUGAGAUUUUACUGAUUAUUGUUUACAUUGCAAAAACAUGAGAACCGAACCGAAUCGAUCCGGAUUCAACUGAAACGCCUGCAACAUCACAACUUCCGAAACAGAUUGUUUUUCCCCCCGCAGGGAGGAAGGCGACUGGAGACGAACUUUGUUUUGAUCGAGCUGAAAGCCAGGACCCGAAAUUCAUCUCACCGCCGGGGGAGAUAAAGAUAGGGGGUAACUAACGCGAGCUUAAAGACAUUAUUUAUACCUUGGUGAAAACCGCAGGAUCUCGAGGGUCGCCAUUGUGUGGGAGAAGAUACCUAACCUAGGCAGGGUAUGGUCCUCGGAGAGAGGGAUGUGAUGGGGAUCCCUGUCUAGGGAGAACAGAAAGGCGGGUUUGGGAUACCCGGAGCUGUCGAGGCCUCCGAGGGAAUCCUCCGUCGUCUACCUUGAGCUGCACAGCGCGCUCCCGUGUCUCGAUCGUUAACAAUCAGCACGCGAGGGACGCGGCUGUGGAUGCGGCCUAGCCUGGGAGGGUCUGUCGAGCACCGGGGAAACAACGGAGACGGGUUCAGGGUUCACAGCGGGCCCUCCGGAGGACCGAGAAAUAUAAAAUUACACCAUGAUGGAAGAACUGCAUAGCCUGGACCCCCGGCGGCAGGAGCUGUUGGAGGCUCGCUUCACUGGGGUCGGCGUAGCUAAGGGCUCGGGUCAGAAUCAAAAUGAGUCAUCCAAUCAGAGUCUGUGCAGUGUGGGCUCGCUCAGUGACAAAGAGCUGGAGACUCCAGAGAAAAAGGCAAAUGACCAGAGAGUGAGAAAACGCAAAGCAGACCACUUUGACAGCAGCCAAGGCAAAGCAGGAGCACGGGGACAUAAAAUUAGCGAUUAUUUUGAGUUUGCGGGAGGUAGCGGUCCUGGUACCAGCCCUGCCAGGGGAAUUCCACCAGUGGUCCGCUCUUCCCCACAACACUCUCUCUCCAACCCCCCUGUCAUGGUGCAGCAGGGAAGCCCCUCCUCGGUCAGUUCAGCCAACACAGAGCACUCCUCGUGUUCACUGAAGCCUACUUCUCUUCACGUGUUCCACAAAGCCACACAGUCUGACCUUACUAUAGAGAAACUAACAGCAAUGGAGAACAACAAGAACUCUGACCUGGAGAAGAAGGAGGGCCGAAUAGACGAUUUGUUGCGGGCAAACUGUGAUCUGAGGAGACAAAUUGAUGAGCAACAGAGGAUGCUGGAGCGAUACAAGGAACGCUUAAAUAAGUGUGUGACCAUGUCAAAGAAACUGCUGAUUGAAAAGUCAAAACAGGAGAAGAUGGCAUGCCGGGAUAAAAGUAUGCAGGAUCGACUUCGACUUGGUCACUUCACCACAGUGAGACACGGAGCAUCUUUCACAGAGCAGUGGACGGAUGGAUAUGCCUUUCAAAAUCUUAUCAAACAACAAGAAAGGAUUAACUCUCAGCGAGAAGACAUUGAAAGGCAGAGGAAGCUUCUGGCCAAACGCAAGCCGCCCUCCAUGGCCCAGACUCCACCACCAAGCCUCGAGCAAAACAAACGGAAAAGCAAAACCAAUGGAACAGAAAGUGAAGCGUUAUCGCAGGCUGAGUACCAUGAACAGGAAGAAAUCUUUAAGCUAAGACUAGGCCAUCUUAAGAAGGAGGAGGCUGAAAUCCAAGCAGAACUGGAGAGACUGGAGCGAGUGCGGAAUCUGCACAUACGCGAGCUGAAAAGGAUUCACAAUGAAGAUAAUUCCCAAUUCAAAGAUCACCCUACGCUAAAUGACAGAUACCUGUUGCUCCAUUUACUUGGACGAGGAGGUUUCAGUGAAGUUUACAAGGCAUUUGACUUAACGGAGCAAAGGUAUGUUGCAGUCAAAAUCCACCAAUUAAACAAGAACUGGAGGGAUGAGAAGAAGGAAAAUUAUCACAAACAUGCGUGCAGAGAAUAUAGAAUCCAUAAAGAGCUGGACCACCCACGAAUAGUUAAACUCUAUGACUACUUUUCACUUGACACUGACUCGUUCUGUACAGUUCUGGAGUACUGCGAGGGCAAUGACUUGGACUUCUACCUAAAGCAGCACAAGCUUAUGUCAGAGAAAGAGGGCCGCUCUAUCAUCAUGCAGAUUGUCAACGCCCUCAAGUACCUCAAUGAGAUCAGACCGCCCAUUAUCCACUACGACCUUAAACCCGGUAAUAUCCUCCUGGUGAAUGGCACCGCCUGUGGGGAAAUCAAGAUCACAGACUUCGGCCUCUCGAAGAUCAUGGAUGAUGACAGCUACAACUCGGUGGACGGGAUGGAGCUGACUUCACAGGGAGCGGGGACAUACUGGUACCUGCCUCCUGAGUGUUUUGUGGUUGGUAAGGAACCACCUAAAAUCUCCAACAAGGUUGAUGUGUGGUCUGUGGGAGUCAUUUUCUACCAGUGUUUGUAUGGCCGCAAGCCUUUUGGUCACAACCAGUCACAGCAGGACAUCCUGCAGGAGAACACCAUUCUGAAGGCAACAGAUGUUCAGUUUCCCCCUAAACCUGUAGUCACACCUGAAGCUAAGGCCUUUAUAAGGCGCUGUCUAGUCUACCGUAAGGAGGACCGUAUCGAUGUGCAUCAGCUGGCCAGUGACCCCUUCCUCAUGCCCCACAUCCGCAAGUCGGUGGCCUCCUCGGGCACCUCGAGCAUGGCCGUGGCAUCCACAUCGAGCUCCUCCAACAGCAGCGCCUCAAACUGAGCCCACCCUUUAAACUGUCUGACUGAAUCAUUUGAAAGGGUGGGGUGGGGUGGGGGUGACGCCGUGCUGCGUCCCCCCUCCUAAAACCAUCCCACCUUGCCGUGAAGAGCCCAUGUGAAACUGGCCAGAUGUCGGCAAGGGGUGGAUGAGAGGUCAUGGACGGGUUAGGAAGGGAGACCAGUGUCACCCUUCAUCCCUCUCAUGUCCAUCCACCCCAGCCCACCUGUCCUGAUUUCUCAAAAAGGGUGGCAUUGUUCUGGGGGUCAAAGCCCUGGAUGACUCAAACAGCAAGGGGCGAGUUUUGGCACUGUGUUGGUGAAAAGUGGGGUUCAGUGGUUGGGAUUUUUCCUUUUCUGCUUAAAAAAAGAGAGAAAUAAAAUGAAGUAUAGGACUGCUUCAGCUUGGCCAGAUGGAAAAGACUGCGGAAGGCUUCAUACCCAUACGCUCUCACACACAACCACUCAUGCAUGAGCCAUUCUGGUCCGAGGUAGCCUGAACUCCCCAAGCUCAAACUUUUCGUUUGUUCUCAUCUCCCCAAGCCUAACUGAGAGAACCAGGCAGGGCUGUUAUUGUAUUGACACCUAAAUAUCUUUGGCACUAAGCCAUUCAACCCGCUGUUCUGGGAACCCUUGCCCCCACUUAAAUUCCAGACCUAGAUAGUUUGUGACGAGGAGGGACAGAAGUUACUAUCUCGUCUACCCCCUCUCUCCCAUAUCGUCGUCAGACUCCUGUGACCAAAGCUUAGAACUUCCAGCUGGUGGCAGUGUUCCACCUCAGUUUUUAUAAUGAAUGGCGUUUGACUUGUGCUACUUGAUAUGGAGUGGAGGUUGUUGAGGAAUGACCCCUUUUACAUUUUUUUUUUUUUUUUUUUAAACUUUUCAAUUUAACCAGUUUUAUGGAGAAAACUGUUGUGUUUCAAGUUGCCUUUAAUUAGAACUGUUACUGUUUUGAUUGACCCCCCCACCCUCUCCACCAUAAACACACAUAUUUAUUUAGGUAUGUUUGAAUUUAUUUUUGGCCAAUAAAAUGCAAGGGACUGGUUUACCUGAUAGUACUGUUGGGCAAGAUUGGGCCUUAGCAGAAAGUUGCAUAAACCAUUAAAUACUAUUGGUUAAAAUGUG